AUGAUUAAGAAAUUUUACCCAGUUACCAAGGAAGCAGUUCCAUUGGAUUUAAGUAGUAAGAGCCACAAAGAGUUGCUCGAGAUGAUUUCCAACUAUUUAAAAUCAAAAAGGUAUGUAAUUGUCUUGGAUGAUGUAUGGAGUUAUAACCUCUGGUAUGAUAUAAGUGUAUCACUUUCAGAUGAAGGAAAAGGAAGUUGGGUCAUCCUUACAACUAGAAUGAAAGACGUAGCUUCCUUUAACUUUGGGGUUAAACGUCAUAUUCAUCAAGAUUAUCCGAUUCGACGGAAGAGGCUCAUUAGACUUUGGAUGGCAGAAGGAUUUGUAGGAAAGAGAGACAGAUUAACAGUAGAGGAAGUAGCAGAUGGCUACCUUAUGGAUCUAGUUUGUCGAAGCAUGCUUCAGGUCAUAUGGAGGAACCCAUCAGGUAGGCCGAAAGAAUGUAAGAUGCACGAUCUUGUGCGAGAAAUUGCCCUUUCCAAAUCAGAAACUGAGAAGUUUUGUGUAGUAUAUGAUGGCAAAGAAGAUAAGGAAGAAAGUGGAACCGGAGCACGUCGCUUAUCGAUUCAAACAAAUGGUGGAGAAUUCCAAUCAUGGAAGGGCAUGUUGCAACAGCUUCGGUCUCUUCUUGUAUUUUAUGAUGAUGAGAUAUCAUUGCCACGAGGUUUACGACUGUUAAAAGUCUUCGAUCUGCAGGAUGUACCAAUCGAAAAAUUACCAAAUGAGCUUGUGGAUCUUUUCAAUUUAAGGUACUUGAACUUGAAAAGAACAAAGGUGAAGGAACUUCCAAAAUCCAUUGGAAGACUUUGCAACCUUGAAACUUUAGACAUUAGGGAUUCCAAAAUACAAGUUCUCCCAACUGGAAUCACAAGGUUGAAGAAAUUGCGGCAUCUAAUUAUGUACCGCUACAACAAGCAUGGAGAUGGCAAUCAGUUUGAUUAUGUUUAUGGUACAGCAGCACCAGCUAAUAUUUGCAAGCUAACAAACUUGCAAGUUUUGGCAUGCGUAGAAGCAGAAUCAGACUUGAUGAAGAGAGUAAGGAACAUGACGCAGCUCAAGAGGAUUGGCAUUACAAAGCUGAGAGAAGCAGAUGAGGUGGAUUUGUGUAUUGCAAUCCAAAAAGUGAAUCUCCUUCAUUACUUAUUUGUGAUGGUGAGUGAUGAGAAUGAAUGCCUUCAAAUGGAUAAACUCUCAUCAGCUCCUCCCUAUCUCAAGAAGCUCAUUUUAGUUGGAAAAUUGGAGAAAGUUCCCCGUUGGUUCCACUCACUUCAAAAUCUCACUCUUUUGUAUUUGCAUUGGUCUAGACUGGAAGAAGACCUUCUUCCUUACAUCCAAGAACUUCCCAGUUUGGGAAAAUUGACUCUUAUUAAUUCGCGUGAAGGAAGACAACAGCUAUGCUUUAGUAUUGGGUUCCCUAAACUUAGAGAUUUGCAUUUGGGGAACUUCCCCCAGUUACAUGAGAUUAUUAUAGAAAAAGGGGUUAUGCCAAGUCUCCAGGAAUUUUGGAUUUCGAAAUGCAUACAGUUGAAAGUUAAACAGACAACCAAACUGAGGAUACAACUUAGUAAGUCUCUAACCAGUACAACCAUCAUACAAACACUUCCAUUUGCCAUUUUACGGAUAUUUCAUCCGCGGUAA
Camellia sinensis is the source of this 1635-nucleotide messenger RNA. The record is from RefSeq and is a predicted model, not a curated record. NCBI's taxonomy places the organism in Eukaryota, Viridiplantae, Streptophyta, Magnoliopsida, Ericales, Theaceae.